Micropterus dolomieu (smallmouth bass) is the source of this 624-nucleotide messenger RNA. RefSeq lists its product as uncharacterized. Lineage: Eukaryota; Metazoa; Chordata; Actinopteri; Centrarchiformes; Centrarchidae. The transcript is spliced from 3 exons. The record is from RefSeq and is a predicted model, not a curated record. Bases 1 to 624 code for a protein of 207 amino acids.
AUGAGCCCAGAGGAGGUUAUCAGCCCUGCCUCCUCUCUCUAUCAUUUCCCCAUAAAAGCUCAGAGAUCAGAGGUUCCUCUGAGACUCAACAACCUCCAGACUGUCGUGACAGACUGCGAUCACAUCCAACAACCAACCUCCGGCCCGCCGACCAACCGGCUGCCUGUCGACCAACCUCCGGCCCGCCGACCAACCGGCUGCCUGUCGACCAACCUCCGGCCCGCCGACCAACCGGCUGCCUGUCGACCAACCUCCGGCCCGCCGACCAACCGGCUGCCUGUCGACCAACCAGACAUCAACGAGACAUCAGUCAUGGCGUCUCCUGGCCUGCUGCUGCUGCUGAUGUCGUCCUUCCUCUUCCUCUCCAUCGUGAGCGUCUCAGCGUCUCCUGACCAGAACCAAGUGGAGGAAGUCACUCAGAAGAAAAUAAACAAAGCGAAGGAAGUGGCUAAAGCUUUCGGCAAGGUUUUGCGUGACAGCAUUGAUAAGAUCAGAUUAACAAGCAUCCCAGGGUUAAAAGGCAGGGUAAACAGGAAAAGACCAAGCCAGCAGCAGCCAAGAGGCAGGGUCAACAGGGACAUAUCAAGCCGCCGGCGUUUUAUAGCCAAAUUUCUCCUGGGAUAA